Molecule: messenger RNA, 1850 nt
Organism: Triticum aestivum (bread wheat)
Lineage: Eukaryota; Viridiplantae; Streptophyta; Magnoliopsida; Poales; Poaceae
Exons: 1
Coding region: 42-1664 (540 amino acids)
Source: RefSeq, a predicted model, not a curated record
CUCUAGCUGUCACCUUUUUUAUAUAGUACUAAGAGAGAUCAAUGUCCGAUCCUCGCCCGCAGGACGCCGAGGAUUCGACAUGGGGUGGCUGCUCUCUCCAUGGCCUCAACAUUAAGGUGAAGGGCCAUCUCCCCGGCGGCGGUGUGCCACCUGCUCCUAGAAUGUCUCCGUAUUUCUGGGGCGAGGAUCCCGUGGGAGGCUUCCCACUGCAGACCGGCUACUCGGAGGCGAGGGCCUUGAUCGGCAAGGGAGCCGUAGCAGAUUUUCGAAGGCUUUCUCGCCAGGCGGAAGACAUGGUGGCGGAGCUGUUUGCAAGCAUCGGCAAGGAGGCGCCAAAAGCGGCGCGGCCCAGGCCCAGGGUGGUGCAGCUGCGGCUGUCCCCAGAGCUCGCGCUGUGGAAAAGUACGCAGCAUGCAAUGGGCAACGUGCUUCCCCCUAAGGGCAAGGGGCUGAACCAAGCGUCGCCGGAGGUGCUUGCCGCACUGGGCGCCGCUGACUGGCCCGAGGCCAUGACAACCAACGACGCCCUGUUCGGGUGCGGCAUCGCGAACCUGCUCAUUGGCGCCGCCGACGUGCGUACCCUCUUCUCCAACUACGUGACGGACAUGGUCUUUUACUACGAGCACGGGUACGACCACGUCUUCCCCUCGCUCCACCGGCUGCUCCACGACGGGCUCGUUGACGACCGGGCGCUGCGCACCCUGGGCGGCCAGGAACGACGCGAGGUCGUCGCGGUCGGCGCGUCCUACAUCCAGGCCAAGAUCGCUCUGGAGGAGGCGCACAGGACGCGCCUCAAAGACUACUCCUCGCAUCUGGACCGUCAGGCAGCUCAGGUCAUCCUCCUGGCUGACAGCAGCAUCCUCGGCAUGGGGGCCGAGGCCACGGCCCGGGGCUUUGACCCCGGCGCCGUCAUGAGUGACCUCGUCUUCAGCAAGCCGGCGACUGACGUGGUUGACGUGGGAAGCGACUUGGUCAACUCGGAGGUGAUCAACUCGUUCCUCAACGUGGCCGACAUCGCCGUCUCGGGCGUCGUGAGCGAGACGGCGCUGCGGGCCAUCUACGACGCCUACGCCGCCACGUGUGCGCGGAUGUUCACCCAGAGAUGGCACGAGCCGUUGGUCCGGAUGUGCGCCACAGGAACGACGUGGCACAUCCAAAACGACCGGCACAUGUUCCUCCGGCGGGCGCUACUGGGAUGGCCCAAGGCCCGCAAGUCGCCAGCGCGGCCGCAGCGCGAGGGCGACUUCGACGAGGUCUUUGACGCCGACUUCCGCACUACCGGCUUCAGCAGGCCACUCGACCCCGAGUACGCCUGCGACGGCGGCGAGGAAACCUGUAACCACGUGCGCCGCUUCCUCGGUCGCCAGGACCGAGACCUGCUAGGCGCCCUCUGGUGGUCCGUCGUCACUGGCCCGCUGGAGUACGUCCGGCAGGGAAAGGUGGACGAGCAGCGUGAGCAGCACCUCGCCGAAUUGUCGCGCCUGCAGAUGGCCCAGCUCUUCUCCAAGGGCCUCGUCCACGAAAUGGCGUGGCUCCUUGCCCAUGCGUGCCACCACGCUUGGCAGGUGAACUACCUGUACGAGGCCGCCAUGUUUGGCAGUCUCCUGGACGGGGGCACAUUGAUAGCCAGGCUCGACCGAGCAGAGGAUGAGACAAGGACAUGAUGAACAUGCUAUGCUGCUGCCGUGAAAAUGCUAUCUUGCAUGCAAUCCCUAGAGACCAAGAUCAAACGUCUUAGAUUAGAUCUUCGUGAAGAGUAUGAUCUUAAAAUAUUUUAUGAAUUAUGUGAGGAACGCGACAUUAUUCAUAAGAGGACACUUCGCUACUCCUUCCAAUCAAAUGGAUUUGUU